AUGUCAAUCCCCCUUCAUCCCGCGCUGCGGACAGCCAUCUGGGCGGUCGCAGCACCUCUAGGCCUGUACUGCGUCUUCCUCGGCCUAGGCAUGACUCCUUUCUUUCAGAGACACUUCCUGUACGCUCACAAAAUCAACACCCUCCUGUGGACAGACGUCAACAAACCACAGCAAUGGGGUUUUGCUCGAAAUCAGGUGACUCCAUUUUCGCUCAAGACGCCUGAUGGGGAAUCCAUCUAUGCUUGGCAUAUCCUUCCGUUGCCUCUAUACCUACAGAAUGAGGCUUCGAUAGAGUCGCAGAACCCGGGCUUCUCGGAAGACUUUACCAAGACCGAGUCGUUUCGCCUCCUCAGAGAAGAUCCCGAGUCACGAUUGGUGUUGUACUUUCACGGUAAUGCUGGCCACAUUGCGCAAGCCAUCAGGCCUGAUAGCUACCACUCUCUAACUGACACUUCGUCCUACCAUGUCAUUGCAAUUGACUAUCGAGGCUUUGGCCACUCCACCGGCGUUCCAUCCGAGGCAGGUGUCAUUCAAGAUGCUUCAACGCUUGUCGAAUGGGCCAUCAACGUCGCAGGAAUUCCCUCCAGUCGCAUUCAGCUGCUGGGCCAAAGCUUAGGUACGGCAGUUGUCAGCGGCGUCGCUGAGAAGUAUGCUCUUCAGGGUGUCGAGUUUGCCGGCAUUACACUUGUUGCCGGGUUCAGCGAUCUGGCUAAUCUACUCGUGGGUUACCGCAUCGCCGGCAUCUUUCCGGUUCUCGCGCCCUUCCGUAUCUGGCCCUGGCUAGUGCGCUACCUCCACCGCUUCAUUGUCGACAAAUGGCAUUCCGCUGAUCGGCUGGCCAAUAUUGUUCGACACACAAAGACGAGGCUGAGGAUCAACUUGAUUCACGCCAAGGAUGACCGAGAUAUUCCCUGGAUCGAGGACAACAAAUUGUUCCGAGCAGCAGCACAAGAGACUGUCACAACGACAUUAUGGGAUAUGCGCCUGUGGCCCUUGGCAUCAUGA
Molecule: messenger RNA, 1005 nt
Organism: Fusarium vanettenii 77-13-4
Lineage: Eukaryota; Fungi; Ascomycota; Sordariomycetes; Hypocreales; Nectriaceae
Exons: 6
Coding region: 1-1005 (334 amino acids)
Source: RefSeq, a predicted model, not a curated record